Molecule: messenger RNA, 615 nt
Organism: Paracoccidioides brasiliensis Pb18
Exons: 1
Coding region: 1-615 (204 amino acids)
Source: RefSeq, a predicted model, not a curated record
AUGCCCGCCCCAUACCGACACGCCGCGAUAGAAGCUGAAAGAACCGGCGGAGCAAGCUUCAGCCGCUUCCGCUUCCUCCAAAGCAUCUUCGGUGAGCAUUACUACUACACCGCCUCCCCAAAUGACCUGGAAUCCUUCAAUAAACACAAGACCUCCGUACACCGCCUCCUCAACUGGAAGGUUCAGCGUCUACCCAAAUAUUCCGUCUAUAAUGCCCCCAUCCUCGGCCUACGAAAGUACGAAAACGAAUUCCUGUUCGGGGCAGCGAAGAUUCCGCGCUUCGUGGUGAAUUUGCGCUUUAAUCAAAGUGCGUAUGAGGAGUUUACGGCUCAGUUUGAGGCGGCGAAACAUCGGUUUUUGAACGGGACUUAUAUGACGUGGUUAAAUGCUAAAAAGGUCAUGGAUAAUCUGAUGGCGAAUCCAUACUCGUUAAUGCCUGUGCCAGAGAAGCUGAUGGUUCGGGAGUGGUGGGACAAAUUUGCGGAGGACGUGGGGCAGUGGGAGGAGGAGCUUGACGCGCUGGUAUUACCAAAGUGGGAGUUUGUUGUGCAGAAGUUGCAGGCCCUUGAAGAGGAAGCUGUGGAUUUUGAGGGGGAGUGGGAUCUAUGGUGCUGA